GUAAAAGACGUUUUCUUUCCUUUCUAUUUUGAUUCAAACAGUGAGCCAUGGCCGCUUCACCGACUCUGUCCGAUGCUCAGCUGGCUCUCCUCCCUCCUCCGCCGGAAUCCGAGUCUCAGAUAUCCUCCCUCCUCUCCGAGGUUUCGCAACAAGUUCUGGCAGCAAUGGAGGACAUGCUCAAGUCGGUCAGGGAGAUUGAUGAGAAAUCUGGUGAGAUUACGGUGGAGAUUGACAAGUGCAAGGAGUCUGCGCUGGAGAAGAAGAGAGGCUUGGACGAAACCAAAGAACAAGUCGAGAAAGCUGCUUAUGCCGUUUUGCAGAUGCUCAACAACACCAGAGCAUAGAACGCUAUUGUUUUAGCAAGCUGGAGCAAGACAUGUCCAUAGGAGCUGUGUAUCUGAUGAUUCUGUUUCAAAAGAGAAAGUAACCAAAAUGAGGUUGUUGUGAUUGUUUUUUUUCUGCUUCAUUUUUUUGGACUGGAAUGUGAUGCUUUGUACCACGCUAGAGAUUACGUUUCUGAAAUUUAAUCUGUUUGUGAAUUGAUCAAAAUAUAGUGAUCAAUAUCCCUUCACGUUUAAGUUUGGAUUUUGAUCCAAUAGUGUCAUUGAGUACAUACGAAAUUCUUGGUUCAUCUUACCAAAAGAACACU
Molecule: messenger RNA, 649 nt
Organism: Argentina anserina (silverweed cinquefoil)
Lineage: Eukaryota; Viridiplantae; Streptophyta; Magnoliopsida; Rosales; Rosaceae
Exons: 4
Coding region: 48-344 (98 amino acids)
Source: RefSeq, a predicted model, not a curated record